UUUCAAUACGAACUUAGGCAAAUGUGGCCAUAUGGUUUAAAAGACCUCAAAUAGUGGAAUCGUAUUGGAAACGAGGCUAAAAGUGAACAGAUGCGCGCAUUGACCUAAGGGUCACGCAGACUCAGUGAAGAUACAGAAAUAUUUGCAUAAUAAUUAGUCGUUAUAACGGUAACCAUACAGCUUAAAUGUGACAUAUGUGAUCGUUGGAGGCGGGGCUUAUAAAACCCUAUAUGACAAAAACCAGCAAAAGUGGAAAUAUUAUAUUUAUUUCCAUGGAGGUAAUUAUCCGUUGGAACUAUUGAUAUUAAUAAAGUCUCCGUCAAUAAUAACUGAAGUCUUAUUUUCAAACGGACGCACUCAAAGAAAUUCGAAAAUAUCUCAUGUGUACAUGUCUAUAGAAAGAAAGUUAGUAAAGAAGCAAAGACAAAGCUGAAAGACUGUUAAUUUAGUUAUCAAAUGCUGAGCGCCUUACAUACACACAUGGAGUGAACGCCGUGGAUAGAGUUGUGAUUAAAGUGCCUUAAUUACUAAAGAAAUGCCUACACGAUCCAUACUACAUGACGAUAUUGAAUGUGAGGAUGAAUCCGACUUCCCGUCCGACGAGGAACUUGAAGUCUCCGACCAGGAUGACGUCAUUUCUAAAGAAGAUGCAGAUAAACCUAAUUUAAAGAAGGGAAAACGUCGGAAAUCUGACAGUCCAGAUAAAGACGAACCGAAAAUUCCGAAAAAGCGCGGACCCAAAAAGAAAAAAAUGACAAAAGCAAGAUUACUUCGUCUUCGAGUACGCAGAGUGAAAGCCAACACAAGAGAACGAAACCGGAUGCAUGGUCUUAAUGACGCACUUGAUAUAUUACGUAAACACGUGCCAUGUUAUUCAAAGACUCAGAAACUGUCAAAAAUAGAAACAUUACGACUGGCAUGUAACUAUAUCGGUGCAUUAGGGAAUAUUCUGAAAACUGGGAUAAGACCUGAUGGUAUUUCUUUUGCUAAAGCUCUGUCGAAAGGACUUUCACAAAACACGAUGAAUCUUGUAGCUGGAUGUCUGCAACUCAAUCCAAGAACUCUUUUACCCGAAUCGGCUGCAUAUUCAAAACCAUAUCAAUUUUUGUAUGAAAAUUCCUUGGAUUUUACGUCUCCCUCAUUAAUGCGACAGACAGAUUUUGCUAACCACGGCUUUCAGUCAUAUGAAAGCUUCUCGCCUUCCCGAGCAAACGCUUGUUAUUCCGUGCCUUCAAUGAAUCAAGUGCCUCAUUCUAACAUACAGACUCCAAUGACUGAUUUUGGAAGUCCUAGGAUCAUGAGCCCGCUUCAGGGAUACACCGCAGACAACAGUCUUCAAGUCGAGGCUAUGACGUCAUCAAAUUUUUUACGCUGUGAUAACGUCAUGGAAUCAUAUCCGAACAAUUACGUCACGCCUCCGUCCAUGUACCCUCCAAAUGUUGUGACAUCUAUACAGGACUGCGUCCCAGUCUGCGCAAUCAUUGACAGUAUGCCCGACUCUAUUCUAGAAAACGACAUCGGUAUGCUAAUGGGUCCGAAUCCGAGCAUAUUUGACCAAAUGGCGCCUUGAUUUUAAUUUAAAAUACAUUCUUAUCUAGUCAGAUAUAACUUAAAACAUAUUUUCAUAUUUUGAAUUUUUAUAUCGAAGGCUUAAUAAGUUUAAGCUGAUUAUUAUGUUACUUUUUAUCUUAAA
This is a messenger RNA of Ruditapes philippinarum (Manila clam), 1693 nucleotides long. RefSeq names its product neurogenic differentiation factor 1-like. Gene Ontology annotation, molecular function: protein dimerization activity. Bases 536 to 1570 code for a protein of 344 amino acids. The transcript is spliced from 2 exons. NCBI's taxonomy places the organism in Eukaryota, Metazoa, Mollusca, Bivalvia, Venerida, Veneridae. The record is from RefSeq and is a predicted model, not a curated record.